Molecule: messenger RNA, 5184 nt
Organism: Blumeria graminis f. sp. triticale
Lineage: Eukaryota; Fungi; Ascomycota; Leotiomycetes; Helotiales; Erysiphaceae
Source: the annotation of a GenBank genome assembly
AUGACCAGCUCUCCACCUGCAUCGCCGGCCGAGAGGCCUGCUCGCCCGGUGAGCACGUCAAUAAGACCACCCAGUAUAUCGAGUCGACUAAGCGUCAUCGGCGGCAGAAAUGGAGGAUCCAAUCGAGUAUCAGACGAAGAGGGAAAGACAUCUGUUAAAGUUGUCGUUCGUGUGCGCCCACCGCUCAAUCCAUCAGAUCCAGGAUAUGAUCUUAUUCCCCAAAGAUUUCAACGUUCUAUGGUCCGGGUAACUUCGGUUACAAAUCUAGAGAUUGAUUCACCCCAGGGACGUCGACUUUUCAACUUUGAUCGAGUUUUUGAUGGGAGUGUCGAUCAAGCUGGAAUUUGGGAUUAUCUAGUGGAGAGUAUAAAUGCUUUUAUCCAGGGAUACAAUGUUUCCAUGCUCGCCUAUGGCCAAUCUGGUGCUGGGAAGUCUUAUACAAUGGGAACUUCGGACCCUUCAGAGCAAGGAAAUCCAGGAUCUAUGGGCGUGAUUCCACGCGCUGCAGCAGCACUUUUUGAAAAGUUGGAUGGGCUAAAAUCCACCAAUCGACAUUCGAUGUCCGGCUUAAAAACACCUGUCAGGUAUUCCAUGAACUCUACGACACCAUCUCUAUCACUAGACGGAAAAAGCUCCGGUAAAUAUUGGGUGCUCAAGGCAAGUUAUGUGGAAAUAUACAACGAGCAAUUACGAGAUCUGCUUCUUCCAGAGACCUACCCGCCACAUCAGAGGCAAAGUGUGACCAUACGAGAAGAUACAAAGGGGCACAUUCUUCUCACCGGACUGCACCAGAUCGAAAUUAACUCUGUGGAAGAUAUGAUGGCUGCACUUGAUUAUGGCUCCCGUAUUCGCCAGACUGACUCCACUGCUAUAAAUGCAAAGUCUUCUCGAUCUCAUGCAGUCUUCAGUCUAAAUUUGGUUCAGCACAAAAGUAAAUGCCCCAAUUCCUCUUCCAGCGAUAAAAGUCAUUCAACGCCACAAGAAACAACAAAUGCAUCAGAUAACACUAUUUCUAUUGACAGUAAAUUCCAUUUUGUUGAUUUAGCAGGUAGCGAAAGACUCAAAAACACAGGUGCUCAAGGAGAACGUGCAAAAGAAGGAAUCUCUAUCAAUGCUGGCCUCGCAAGCCUCGGAAAAGUGAUCUCUCAACUCUCCUCUCGUCAAGCUGGAUCCCAUGUUUCUUUUCGUGAUUCUAAGCUUACGAGACUAUUACAGGAUUCCCUAGGUGGUAAUGCCAUAACUUACAUGAUUGCAUGUGUUACUCCCGCAGAAUUUCACCUGAGUGAGACUCUCAACACAGUUCAGUACGCCCAACGAGCCCGUUCUAUCCAAAUCAAACCAAGGAUUCAGCACUUGACCGAAGAUAAUGACAAGCAAGCUCUUAUUGAGAGGUUGAAGGCAGAAGUAGCAUUUCUCCGAGAUCAAAUUCGAGACGAUGAGAAAGGGUCAGAACGUCAUGUUUCGGGGGGGGAGCGAUCAGAACGUCUGAACGGGCGAGAAAUGGAGCUCCAAAACCAACUUCUUGAUAGUCAAGAGAACUACACGGCCCUCAGUCAGCGGCACGCUAAAUUCAUAUCAGAUAUGGCCAAGGCUCGCGAUAGUAAACUAGCUGAUAGUAAGGCAAUUGAGGAUAGCCUUGGUGACAAGGCCAAUGAGAGGUUAGAACGCUCAAACUCAUUUGCCGAAGCUGUGGGAAAGGUGGUACUUGAGUACGAACAAACCAUUCAAAGUCUCGAGCAGUCACUUUCAGGAACUCGAAGUUCUCUGUCCAACACUGAGACUGAGCUUCUAGAAAAGGAGACGAAAUGCGCUUACUUAGAAACUCUAAACCAACAAUUGCAAUCUCGUUUGCAAAAGCUGAUGGAUCGUGAAUCAAGUACCGAAAACUAUCUCCACGGCCUAGAAGCAAAAUUAGAUAGUCAAAACUCAGGCGAAGAAAAGAACUCUGCUCUCAUGACCGAGCUUCGCAAAGAAAUCGCGAGAGUCCGUGAAAAAGAAGCGACGUGUGAAGAUUAUAUUUCAUCCUUAGAGGAGAAGCUGGCUGAGGCUGAUCAAGACACUGAACUCAUGCAGCGCGAAAUCGAUCGUCUUGAACAUGUUGUUGAGCGACAACGAAGUCUCGGAAAACUAGACAGCCUUUUAUACGAACUUGAUCAUAUACAGAAAGAUAGUAGGAACUGUGAAGAGCAUGAUGGAAUCAGCCGCAACCGGACACAUCAGGUUUCGCAUCACAAUCGUGAUCGUAGCUGUGCGACGGCACGAAGCUUAGAAGAUGUUAUUCUAGAAACUGAGGAGCAUGAUGAGUUUGCCGUUUCCAACUCCAAGGUAACGUUGACCUCUGACUCAGACGGGCAUGUCGAUCAAGAUGAAGAAAAUGAUUCCAAAGGAUGUCGAGCUUCAUCUAUAUCCACUUCCUUACCUUACCAAUCACUGAGUCGCGCCCAGUCGAAAUUCGUAGAGGACAAGUUAGAGAAUGUGACUCAGGAACUCAUUGAUCUUCGCGUAGAACAUGAGUCAACAGUGAAUGAACUGGACCUUCUAGCAGCAAAAUAUGAUGAAGCUCUUCGGACUAUGGCUGAAAUGCAAGACUCUUUUGUGUCACCAAAUCAUCUAAAUGAUCGUAAUUCAAUAUCAUCAGCAACAUCAGAGGAAGAAUCGAAAGUUGCUUCAUUCUUAGCCGAAGCAAAAAUGAGAGAGUCUACAGAAGUAGAUACUCGCUCUCCAUCGCUACAAUUCCCUUUAGAGUCAUCGUCUGCUAGUAGUGUAUUAACAAACAACGAAGAUUGUACUGCCAAGAAUGGUCUGGAUCAUCCAAACUUUCCGUUCAAGAAUGAGGAAAAUGCGGAUGAAGAGAGCUCUGCGGAUGUAGAAAAAAUGAGAAGAUUGAAUGCAGAGCAAGAGAGUUUGCAAAAAUUAUUGGCGAAAAAGUUUAUCCGACUCGAGCAGGAACAUAUUGAUGCUCUCAAUUUAGUGGAAGACUUAAAGAACGAGGUCUCCAAGGCCAAAUUAGCACAGACUGAAUCGCCUCGUUCCGCAACACCAAUCAUUCGACGUAAAUCUAGUCAAGGUGUUAUGAUAAUUGAUAAGGCGCAUCGUGCAUUUGCGUCCUUACGUAACAUAGGCACUGAAAAUUUUGAGGGAGACCCAGAUACAAUGGCCAACUUUGAACUAAACUUGAAUACUGCGAUGCACGAACUCCAUACCCGCUCUGAAAGGGUGCAAGAACUCGAGGCCGAUAUCGCAGCAGCUAAGAAAGAGAUGGAGGCCAAAAUGACAAUAAUAUCUGGUCUUACACGUGAGCGAUCAAGCUUACAGCUAUCACCUGUUGAUAUUUCCGUGGUCUCGACAAUGAGAGAUCAAUUGAUGAAACGAGAAACUCAGAUAAAAGAAGCACAUUUAUCACGAGAACAACAGCUGCUUCGUGAACUUGAAAGUUUACGUGCAUCCCUAGAUCUACAAACAAGAAAUAAAUAUGAGACUAAUGGUACCAAAAGCAGCGAGGAGGAAAGCACUCAAAUUCAGGGUAUAGCUGAAUUAAAGGCUGAACUUUGCAAUUUGCAAGCGAAACACGCGGCCAUGUUGGAGACAAUGACCAAUACUGAACAGAAGACGUCAAUAACAAUUUCUGAACUACAGAGCCAGUUACAAAGCGAGCAGGCUCAUUCAACAAAGGUAGAUAGUACAGAUACAGAUGGAGUCAUAUCCAGUUUACACGAAGAGAUUUCUGGAUAUAAAUUAACUAUAGAGAACCAAACUCUUCGUUUAAGUAACCUUGAAGAGUCUCAAGCCUUGCUACAGGAACAGCUUGAAGCAGCCAUCAAUCUGAGAGAUAGAGCGCAAAUGGAAAUUGGAUAUCACCAUUCCCUCACUGAAAAUCUCGAGCAACAAAUUACAGAGCACAACAAAGUUGUUCAAGCGUUUCAAGAUGAACUUGGUUCCUUACGCAAGAAUCAUGAGAAAGAGAUUUUAGAAUUAAAGGCCAGUAACUCCAGAGAACAUGAGGCUUUCGUUUCCGAACUAAACAAUAGCUUUGAAGAACAAGCAGCUCGCCUCAGGGCUGAAAUAUCUGAGGCUCGCGACGUUAUAAUAAUGAUAACAUCUCAGGUUUCCCUAGCAUUAGAUACCGAUAUUGGUACCAGUAAGUUACAAGAAACAGUUGCUGAUCUUCUUGAAAGCCGAAAGGUUCUCUUGGAAGAGACAAAGAUGAAUCGCUCAAUGCAGGACCACAUUUCUGAACUGUCUACUGUGAAUGAGUCACAAAAACUUGAGCUAGAAUCGAUCAAGGAUCAAAUAACUGGCAUGCUUCUCGCAAACUCCGAAAAUUAUAAGGCUCCUGAUUCAAAUCUAUCCGCCAAAGAUAUGCUGGUUGCCUUGAAAAAAGAAAUGUACGAGUUAAGUACGAAGAAUGACAAGAGUUCACGAUUAGUUGAAGAAUUAGAAGAUCAAUUAGCAGCCAACUAUGACCAGCAUGAGGCACUUAAUAGUCGACUUUCGAGCCUCCAGUCGGAACAUUCGGCUCAAAUAGAAGAAUCAAAGGCGUUAACAAGCCAGAUCCAGAAAGAGCUUGAAUCAAUUAAAGAGGAAUAUACAAAUCUCCAGGCGAAGAGCAGAGAAGUAGAGAGUAUUGAGUCCACAUCCAAAAUACCGAAUACUAACGGACAUCUCCGAAAAUCGCCUUCAGUUACGUCAUUACCGUCUCCGCCACCUGCUAUUCCACUGCCUCCUCUACCGGCUGCUGCCGCUUCGCCCUCAUCAAACGUACAUAACACAGCUAGUCAAAGCCCCGUGCAAACUAAUCGUCCCACGAGUAAGGACAUAGCAGCUCAACAAGUACAUGAAGACCAGGAAGCUCGUAUUCGUACCAUUGAAAAACAUCUGUCUGCGGAGAAACAACUCACACAAACUUUAGAGGAAGCCUUAACUGAACUCGAAAAGCAGAGUAAGAAAUUGAGGUCCGAUUGUGAUGCCUGGAAAAGAAGAUGCGUAGAACUCGAAACUGAAAUUAAGGAACUAAAAGACAAGGAGAAGAAUAGUAAACUCGAAAAGGAAAAUCGAUGGAGUAUGCUUCAAGUUGAAGAAGAGCGAAAGAAACGUCGCGACGCCGAAAUUGCCCGAGCCCAUCUCGAAGAGAGGAUGAAUGCCAUUAGCAAAAAGAAGAAAAAGACUAGUCUCAAUUGCUUUUAA